AUGAUGAGCUCCGAGCUGGCCAGGUUCAGAGUGGUGCUCUUGCUGGUCACCUGUCCCCUGGUAGCCAUGAUACAGGGUGUGGCCAGUAAAAGUGAGGUCAGACCCCUUGGGGACUCGCCAGACAGGUGCAUGCGACACCACUUUGUGGAGACUAUCACUCAUCCCAUCUACAAGUGCAACUCAAAGAUGGUGUUGCUGGCACGGUGCGAGGGCCACUGCAGUCACACAUCGCGCUCGGACCCGCUGGUGUCCUUCAGCUCCGUGCUCAAGCAGCCGUUCAAGAACACGUGCGUCUGCUGCCGGCCCCACACCUCCAAGCUGAAGGCGGUGCGCCUCCGCUGCUCGGGCGGCACACGCAUCACUGCCACCUACCGCUACAUCCUGGCCUGCAGCUGUGAGGAGUGCAGCUGA
Messenger RNA from Scleropages formosus (Asian bonytongue), 411 nucleotides. It is a transcript of the gene ndp, whose product is annotated as norrin cystine knot growth factor NDP. NCBI's taxonomy places the organism in Eukaryota, Metazoa, Chordata, Actinopteri, Osteoglossiformes, Osteoglossidae. The record is from RefSeq and is a predicted model, not a curated record. The coding region runs from base 1 to 411 and encodes 136 amino acids. Gene Ontology annotation, biological process: Norrin signaling pathway; positive regulation of DNA-templated transcription; Wnt signaling pathway. Gene Ontology annotation, molecular function: cytokine activity; frizzled binding. The transcript has 2 exons.